Molecule: messenger RNA, 468 nt
Organism: Meira miltonrushii
Lineage: Eukaryota; Fungi; Basidiomycota; Exobasidiomycetes; Exobasidiales; Brachybasidiaceae
Exons: 1
Coding region: 1-468 (155 amino acids)
Source: RefSeq, a predicted model, not a curated record
AUGCCUUUCAUUAAGUCUUCCAUUUUUAUGACCGUGUUGAUGCAAGCGAUCAUGGCAGUCUACCUUGCCGCUCCACUUCCAGAAAAUCUACAAGUCACAAAGAUCAAAGCGGCACAUACAGGUAUGAAUCGAUGCUCGAUGAAAGCACAUUUGUGUAUUGCAGGCGCCAUGAUUUCGUCAGAGUUUGGGUUGAAGAAGAAACAAUUUAAAUUAGAAUCCAAAGCUGAAAAUCAUUUGAAGUCAAUGAAAACACACGCAGAAGCAUUAUCAAGUGCGAUAGGGGUCGCAAGGAACGAUGGAAGAAGUUCUAAUGGAGCAAAAUCUCAUAAACAAGUCAAUCGUGCAAUUGAUGCAGGUGUUAAUAAACUUUCAGACUUCCACGCAAAGGUCGAGAAAGCAAAGAUGAAACAAGCUCCUCUCAUUCCUGGUAAACCAAAGCGAUACAAUGAUAUAGUAGGAAGAUUAUAG